AUGCCCGUCAAAUGGGUUUUGCAUUGGCAACCAAAUCAAGGAUCAACAGUUAGCAGCCAAAUCCUGAACGAAGCUGCACAGUGCGUAGAGAGCAUCAAUGGCGUCAAAGAAGGAAGAUGGAAAGCCACUCUCAACUAUUACAGACCCAUUUUACGAGAUCAAACGAAUCAAUCGGAGCUACCGCGUGAUUUUCUAGGGAUUUCGCUAGCGGAUGAGCCGAGCAAGUACUAUUUCAUCAUCAGGUCGCAGAGGAUUGUGGUGGAAGCAGAUUCGUCGAUUCAAUUGAUUAUGGAGAAGCUUCAGUCUUACAAGUCCAAAGUCGCGCUCUUCUUUGAAGGCUUUCAGUACCAACUCGGUGAUUUUAGACUCAGAGCUGGUAAAGUUGUUCCUACUCAUUCCGAGAAUGUUAGAGGCAUCGUCAUGGAGGUGGAGUAUCUGCCAAUAUCCUCAAUGGAAAAGGCAAGAAAAGUGAUGGAGGAGUUCAUGGAGAUAUGGCAUGAAGCUAUGUCCAAAAGGUCGUUGCCUGGUAAGUUCGGCAACAUUGAACUCAACUUUGCCGAGUUUGGACUUGCAGACACAUACACUCCACAGCACACCGCUGUUCGAUAUGCUCAUGUCAUGGCUCACAUGAUUGCAACGGUGCAAGCUGUGAGAGGCUAG
Messenger RNA from Microthlaspi erraticum, 660 nucleotides. NCBI's taxonomy places the organism in Eukaryota, Viridiplantae, Streptophyta, Magnoliopsida, Brassicales, Brassicaceae. The record is from the annotation of a GenBank genome assembly.